Messenger RNA from Bombina bombina (fire-bellied toad), 1778 nucleotides. Its product is annotated as alpha-1-antitrypsin. NCBI's taxonomy places the organism in Eukaryota, Metazoa, Chordata, Amphibia, Anura, Bombinatoridae. The record is from RefSeq and is a predicted model, not a curated record. The coding region runs from base 404 to 1729 and encodes 441 amino acids. The transcript has 5 exons. Gene Ontology annotation, molecular function: serine-type endopeptidase inhibitor activity. Gene Ontology annotation, biological process: negative regulation of endopeptidase activity.
GUUGUGCUAAGCCGAUAGUGUGCAAAUAGUGGAGUUCUUCAUGUAGUUCUGUGCUAUACUAUUAAUAAUAAUGAUUUACUUCAGGUCUUAAAAUGAACUACAUUUUACAGCAUAAUUUUGUAUAUAUAAGGAUGUAGCUGAUGUGUGUGGAGUGGUGGAACCUUUUGUUUUCCUUGAUGUGACAAUAAAUAUACAGUGAUGAUUCAGCUCGGUCUAUGAUUGCUUAUUUUUCGCCAUUGUGGUAUUGCUGGAUUCCUUUUGGUGUGUGAGAUACACCGCAGAGAUUUCUAAGCUACAGGUUCUGUACUGGAUAACGGCUAUCUGGUGAGGAGGAGGAGUGCCUGAAUACUUUCCAACAUCCCGCAUAGUGGGGCCGGAUAACCGAUAGCUCAGAGGGUGCAAAAUGAGGGUCCUCCUCUUUCUAUGUGUGAGUGUGGCUCUACUUUAUGUGGUCACCAGUGAUCACAAGGAAGGACACCAUGAUAAUGAUAAGCAUAACCACACGGAUCAUGAGCAUCAUAAUGGCCACAAGGCCCAUGAUGAUAAACAUGACCACAAACAUGACCACCACAAAAAAGGAAAGCACCAUCACCAUCACAAUGAAUCAACAGAAAGCCACAAAAUAGCACAAAGCAAUUAUGAAUUUGCAUACAAGCUCUUCAGACAGGUAGCUGCAGAUCAUCCAUCUGAAAACAUUUUCUUCUCCCCGGUGAGUAUUUCCACUGCAUUUGCUAUGCUGUCCUUGGGUGCCAGGUCUCAGACCCACCAUCAGAUCAUCGAAGGUCUGAACUUCAAUAUCUCAGAGAUAUCAGAACAAGAGAUCCAUGCAGGCUUCCAGAAUCUCCUACACAUCUUAAAUGAACCUGACAGCGAAUUGCAGCUCAACAGUGGAAACGCUCUAUUUAUAAGCAAAAACUGGAAGCUACUCCAGAAGUUCUUAGAAGAUGUCAAGAAUUUCUAUGAGGCAGAGGCAUUUUCUACUGAUUUCCACAAUUCUGAAGAGGCAAAAUCUCAGAUCAACAGUUAUGUGGAAAAGAAAACAAAUGGGAAAAUUGUUGAUUUGCUGAGCAGUGUUGACCCAGAAGCCGCAGUAGUUCUUAUAAAUUAUAUUUACUUCAGAGGAAAAUGGCAAAACCCUUUUCAGGAAGAAUCAACAAAAGAAGGUGAUUUCCAUGUUGAUGAGAAAACUGUUCUGAAGGUUCCAAUGAUGUUCAGAAAUGGCCGCUACAGGGUAGUACAUGACAGGGAUCUUGGUUGUCAUGUGGUAGAAAUACCAUACAAAGGAAAUGCCUCGGCAUGGUUUAUUCUGCCAGAUGAAGGAAAAUUUAAAGCAGUGGAAGAAGCUCUUGGGAAACCCACCUCAAAAAAAUGGCUAAAUGAUUUUAGUAGCUGGUUAAUAAAGUUAUGGAUCCCCAAAUUUUCUAUUUCUACCACGCUUGACCUUGUACCUGAGUUUAAAAAAUUGGGUGUUACAGAUCUAUUUUCUGAUGAAGCUGAUCUCUCUGGUAUUACAGGAGAAUCAACCCUUAAAGUCUCCAAGGCUGUUCAUAGGGCUGAACUAAGUGUUGAUGAAAGAGGGACAGAAGCUGCAGGUGCAACAGUUGUGGAAGCUGUACCCUUGAUGCUUCCACCAUCCAUCAAAUUCAACAAACCUUUCUUUUUAACUAUUUACCAUAUACCAACCAGAAGUUUAUCUUUUCUUGGAAAGAUUGUCAACCCCCUGAAAUAGCCCAACUUACACACUGUGAGCUGUUUUAAAUAAACUCACCUUAUCUCUA